CAGAGAUGAUUCUUCAAUACUUCAUAUUUUCAUUGCUGCUCUUCUUUUUAUCUCCACUGGCGUUCGCCUAUGGUAACUUCACAGACCCUUUCUGCGACCGGCGCUGCAUGGCAAACGUCAUGGUUAAAAAAGAGCUGUUCAGUGCACCACUGAACGAUAACUGUACCAUCGUAGUAAACAUCACUUCCAUACAAUAUGAAACUAUGUCUUUUAACACGAAGGAGAUGCAAAUGACCAGUCGUAUCAAGGUAAACCUGGAAUGGAAGGAUCCUGAUCUUGGAUGGAUGCAAGACAGAGCUAGAUUUCCAACUAUUAUUUUGCCUGUUGAUAAAAUCUGGACUCCACGGAUAGUUUUGGACAAUGGAAUAGACACGACAGUGGAGCCCUACACGCAUGAUGUUCAGGUGAGGAGGGAUGGCGUUGUGGACCAUGCACUUAUAUUGUUCACGACGGUGAGCUGUGAAAUCAACCUGUUUACUUAUCCUUUUGUAUCGGGAUCCUGUCCUGUGGCCAUCAAUGGAUGGACAGAGAAAGGUUGUGCACUCAAACUUGAAAUUUCUAAUGAUGUGUCUUUGAUCGGUGGUGAUCGAGGAGAGUGGAAGACUACAGGUGUGAAAAAAAUAGUGGAUUCAUCGCACCGCGUUUAUCUCGAAGUCUUUCUGUCUAUUAACCCAUUUAGUGCAUUUGUGACCCUGAUCCUGCCAAGUGUGCUAAUAAUGGUGACAGACCUGGGGAGCUUCUCUGUGCCAUUUGAAGGAGGAGAACGCAACACUUUUAAGGUCACCCUGGUCCUGAGCUUCACCAUGUUCCUUCUCAUCCUCAAUGAUCACCUGCCGAAUGGUGGAACCUGUAGCCCCCUCCUCUAUUAUCACUUCACCUUCUGUCUGACGUGUUUGGUAUUGAGUAUACUGAUAUCAAUGAUGCUCACACGUCUAUCUGUGGAUGACAGCAUACUGAUCUGUAGACGCUCCACCAAGGUCCAUCCGUCAGAUCAGAACUCCAAAACACAAAACAACAGUCUGGAUCAGGAGAAAGAUACUGGUGUGAAGACGGGUGAUGUGACUUCAGAGAUCGCGACCCUCCAGGAAACAGUCAACAUCUUGGGGAGGAUUGAUGAAAGGGCAGAUCAUGUGGAGAGAAAACUGGCAUUUGCUAAUCGCGUGGACAAAUUUGUCUUUGGUUUUUUCAUUAGCAUGUACAUUCUUUACACGAUAAUUGUUAUCGCUAUAACCCAAACUGAUAUUUGCAAGGUUAAUAAUCUAGACUUCUGGGAUAUGUCUAACAAUGCAGAUAACAGCUUUGAUUACUCCUACACCUACACGAAUGCCUAGUCAUCUUCACCUGAUGGAUUGAGUGUGUUUCUGGUGAUAAAUAUAUAAUCUGUAGUAAAAUGAUAUGAAUUGUGUAAAUAUUAGUGAUGGGUCGUUCUUGAACGAUUCGUUCAUUUUAAACGAAUCUUCAAUAUGACUCGGGAACUACGAGUCCUCUCAAGUGAUUCGUUCAUCCGCGCGUGCGCAGAUUUGUGCAGGUGGUAUCAUUCAUCUUUCAAGUCUUUUGAGUCAAUCAUCAAGGAAAGGCAGAAGCUAAUCAUUUGCAUUUAGAGCCGGAAAGAGAAUUGAUCCGUUCCUCUCUCAAGUCCUCUAUCAGGUUUGAGUCAUUCGUUCAUCACGGACCAAUCAUUUGCGUUUAGAGCCGGAAAGAGAAUUGAUCCAUUCAUCUCUCGAGUCCUCUAUCGGGUUUGAGUCAUUCGUUUAUAACGGGCCAAUCAUUUGCGUUUAGAGCCGGAAAGAGAAUUGAUCCGUUCAUCUCUCGAGCCCUCUAUCGGGUUUGAGUCAUUCGUUCAUCACGGGCCAAUCAUUUGCGUUUUGAGCCGGAAAAAGAAUUGAUCUGUUCCUCUCUCAAGUCCUCUAUUGGGUUUGAGUCAUUCGUUCAUCACGGACCAAUCAUAUGCGUUUUGAGCCGGAAAGAGAUUUGAUCCGUUCAUUUAUCAAGUCCUCGGUCUGAGUCAUUUCUCUUUACAUUCUGUCACGUGAUGAACGAACGACUCAAGAACCAGAACACUCGAAAGGUGAACUAAUCAUGGCUCCUUUCGGCUCAGACUGUGUACAUUGUGGAUUAUAUGUGGCUGUCAGUGUGACAUGAACGAACCACUGAAAUUUGAAGACAUGAAGAGGUGAGCUGAGCAAAAAAACAAAAAUACCUUCAUAGACAAAAGAGCAUUUUCUCCUUCUUAUAGUGUUCUAUUUAUGACUUGUUUGUCGUGUGAUCAACCUUUUGGGCUCAUUGUAGAUGUGUUUGGAAGCAAUUCCUAACAUUUUAAAUAUAUUUUGGCAAAUUGAACCAAAUGAACGAAGUGACUCGAAAAAAGAUUUGUUCAUCUCGAUGAACGAGACUCAAAGAUCCGAGUCACUAAAAUGAUCCGAACUUCCCAUCACUAGUAAAUAUAAUUACUGAGUUAUUCAGAUUUCUAAAAAUAUAUAAACACCAACUACCAUAAUGUUUAUUUCUCACUGCUCUGCAUACAUUGUGCAUAUGGUUGUAUUUUUAAUCAUACUGACCAGCCACAUUUCCAUAGUUACACAACCAUAGAAGCAUUGUUUAACAAAUAUUAUGCCUGAGAAAAAUAGUCACAGGUUAGUAAUAAAUGAUGCUGUUUGUGGAGUUGUUUAAUGACCCCUCUGCUGAGAUUUUGAGAGAUUUAAUGUGUUUUAGUUCAGUUAAUUUCAUCUAAGGCUGUAACUAUUGUAGUUUUGUGCUUCU
Molecule: messenger RNA, 2760 nt
Organism: Danio aesculapii
Lineage: Eukaryota; Metazoa; Chordata; Actinopteri; Cypriniformes; Danionidae
Product: 5-hydroxytryptamine receptor 3A
Exons: 9
Coding region: 6-1331 (441 amino acids)
Biological process (GO): regulation of membrane potential; nervous system process; monoatomic ion transmembrane transport
Cellular component (GO): membrane; synapse; neuron projection
Molecular function (GO): extracellular ligand-gated monoatomic ion channel activity; neurotransmitter receptor activity; transmembrane signaling receptor activity
Source: RefSeq, a predicted model, not a curated record